Molecule: messenger RNA, 3069 nt
Organism: Tupaia belangeri chinensis (Chinese tree shrew)
Lineage: Eukaryota; Metazoa; Chordata; Mammalia; Scandentia; Tupaiidae
Gene: PHETA2
Product: PH domain containing endocytic trafficking adaptor 2
Exons: 4
Coding region: 796-1680 (294 amino acids)
Biological process (GO): receptor recycling; endosome organization; retrograde transport, endosome to Golgi
Cellular component (GO): recycling endosome; trans-Golgi network; early endosome
Source: RefSeq, a predicted model, not a curated record
UUUAGGAGUUGCCCUGACUGAGGAUGCGCGACGUGCGGGCUUGGCUCUGCAGAAGUGGGCCGGGCAGGGCGAGAGGUCCUGGAGGGGAAAGAGGAUUGGGUGUUCCUAGCAGCCGGCUAGGUCGCAGGCCUGGUUCUGGCCUGCGUGGGACCCUCGUUCCAGGCCUCCAGCUCUGUUACUCAGGAGUUCCUCGCUCUCCCAGGCCUCAGUUUCCCACCCACCUCCCGCGUGCAUGCAGAGGCAGCUUCACGGAUCCCGAGUCUGGCGAGUACUAGGCGGGGAGGGGCAAGGGCGGUAACACGAGCUGCCCGGGCGGGUCUCCUGGCUCCCGCAGCCACGUUCGCAGCCCAGGCUAGCGGACGCUCGGGGUUGGGAGCGGCGAUCGCCCCGGGGGCGACCGCAGCACAUCCUGCAGGCCGUCCUCCUGGGCUUUUGCGUGUUCAGCAGCUGGAGUGUCUCUCCCUGCUGGAAUGUAGGCUCCAGCUGGGUGGGGACACCGUGUUUGUCCACUGAUGUAUCCCCAGUGAUUUGACAAGUACUUCCUGAGGACUUUGUCUGGGAGCCCUGCACUGUGCUGGAGUUGGGGAUUAUUCCACCAGGUUCCUGAAGCACUGAGCUGUGUGGUCGGAUAAGAGGCCUCCACCCUCACCCAGAGAGCUCUGCUGAUAACUGCCAAGGUGUGAGGGGGUCCGGAGACCAAGCAGUGCUUCCCGGGCCAGGACCUUGUGCAAGUCCCAGUCACUGCUCUGCCGAAGUCUCCCUGCAUGAGGAGGACCGCUGGAUCAGGGCUCUGGCAUGCAGGGAGUGUGCGUGGUGCUUCGUAGCCAUGCCCCGCUCUGGGCUGCUCUUUCUCAGCCGUGCCCCGCGUCUGGGCCGCUCUUGGAGGUUCUCGGAGAAACCAUGAAGCUGAACCAGAGGAGUGUGGCCCAUUAUGCAAUGAGCGACUCUCCAGCAGAUCACACCGGCUUCCUGCGCACUUGGGGGGGGCCAGGGACACCACCCACCCCCAGUGGCACUGGCCGAAGAUGCUGGUUUGUCCUCAAGGGCAACCUGCUAUUCUCCUUUGAGAGUCGCGAGGGCCGGGCCCCGCUGAGCCUGGUGGUGCUGGAGGGCUGCACAGUGGAGCUGGCUGAGGCGCCUGUGCCCGAGGAGUUCGCCUUUGCCAUUCGCUUUGAUGCCCCCGGAGUGCGCCCCCAUCUGCUGGCAGCAGAUGGGCCAGCGGCCCAGGAAGCCUGGGUGAAGGCGCUGUCCCGGGCAAGCUUUGGCUACAUGCGAUUGGUGGUGCGCGAGCUGGAGAGCCAGUUGCAGGAAGCCCGCCAGAGCCUGGUCUUGCAUCGCCACUCAACCUGGAAGGCCACUGCGGGCCGCUGCAAGCCCCCAGCUCCUGACCGCUGGUCUCCGGGCCUGGAGAAUGGCCACUCCCUCUCCAGGGACUGCAGCCCUAUGGGCUUGGUAGAAGAAGGAGGCAGCAGGCCAGCAGGCCGGGGUUGGGCUGAAUGGGAAUUACAGGGUCCUGCCAGCCUCCUCCUAGGCAGGGGACAGAGUCCUGUGUCCCCUGAAACUUCCUGCUUCUCUACCCUGCACAACUGGUAUGGCCAGGAGAUUGUGGAGCUGAGGCACAGGUGGCAGCAGAGGGCCCAGUGCAGCCAGCCAGAGUGUGAGAAACAGGACAGGCCCUGAGCCGGGGUCCUUAGAGUUCUGCCCUUGUCCUGCCGGUCAGGACCUCAGGGCCAGUGCUUUCGCAGGAGUUAAAUGUUUACUCAUUCCAAGGUUGCUUUCUUUCAGUUUGAUGGGGCAGCUGAGGGUUCUUCUUCCUGCUUUUUAGACCUUCUCCAGGUUCCAGAUCUACCUGUGUGCCUGGAUGGGACUGAAGAGUCAUUACUUCCAAUCUCUUCAUUUCCUGAGGCCAUAGAGGAAAAGUUAUGUGCCCAGCAACCAGAGCAAGACCCAAGACCCCUGGCUCUGCGCUGGACUGCCCCUCUCCUGGGGGAUGGCAAUGAAACAGAGGAAGUAGGGAAUGUUACAUGGCCACUGCCACCCACCCUUUGACCUAUGCUCACCACUUCUAACGGGGGAUCUUCUGUGCAUUUACAUACCAGAAUUUGGCUGCAAUCUGAUUGGCUUGAAGGCCAACCCUGUGGGAGAAAGUGAAUUUAUGGUCCUAGGGACUUCUGGGACCCAGCUGUUCCUGAAUCCAGUGGGAAGACUGGGCAUGGGACACCCCAUACUACAGUUUGGGAAGGGACCUUCAGAGGGAGAGGGCCUUCAGCCAAUAAAGAACUAUGGACUUUGUUCAGAAAAUGUCGGAACCCCUAAUCCUCACUGCCCAGUAGCUCAGUCAACAGAUGGUACUGGAUAUUGCUCCGAGAGGCCCAGUGGCUUUCACAAGUCAGCACAAACCUGUACUCUGUCCUCAGCAAUCAGCUCCCAGAGUACCAAGCGCGAAGUUAAAGAAAAGGUGGGGCCAGUGUGGCUUCCCGGUUCUGCCCUGGACAUUCUAGAAGCUUAGACACGGGAUUCCCGGGACCCUCUGAUAAACUCCUGGCUGGGCUUCCACAAAGGUGCUCCUGCUCCUGCUAGUGAACCAUCCUGGACACCUAUGUUAAGUCUGUUUCUUCCCCAGGGUGUGCCUGCCAAGACCUCGCACUGCUAUUCUCCAAGUGUGUUCUAUUGUCCGAGAGGCAGAGUAGCACAAUGGACAGAGCUAGAGGCCAGAACAGCCUGACGCCCUUCUCCCCCAACCCACUCCUUUUUUGAGAGAUUUUUGCUACAGGGGCUUCUGCCAGCGAGAAAUCAGCCCCAGCGAGGAUACUGGGGUACGCGCGCGCGCGCGAACACGCACGCGCGCACACACACACACACACACACACACACACACACAAUUACUGGAGCCUCGCCCGCCCAACCCAGGCAGAGGCUGAGCCUCCAAUCUCCGGAAGCUGAGAUGGCCCCCGGCCGAGACCUCUCCGCCCACCACACUUUAUUUUAUACAGACACUACAGGCUUCUUUCUUUCUCAUUGUUCAGUGUUUUUUAUACGAUUAAAACGCUGAGUGUUUACUACUCAUGU